GGAAUGGACCAUUUGUCAGCCCGCUCACAAAGGCCAAUAAUCUCCCGUGACACGUGUGCCUCUCCCCGAUAAAAAGCGGUAACGUGUCGCGUUGCCGCUUGCUUCGUGGAAAAAGUUUUCCAUCGCGCACUUUCCACAGAGAGAACUUGAACGUCGGCCAAUACACACACACACACACAUAGCACGGGGGACAUUGACAAUCAACCGUUCGAGAGACUCUCACAUUCCUGUGAAGUAUUAAAUCGUAUUGAUCGUGCAUGUUGCUCUUAAUUACUUACUAGCUUUCGAGGUUUAUAUUUUACGAGAUAAAUGAAAAGUUGGUGAUUUUUAAACUCGAUCGCGUGUGCUUUUACGAAUCUGAUAAACACGUGAAUGUUUGCAAAAGAACGUCAUAAAAAAGAAAUUUGAAAAGAAACUUAACACAAAAGGACUGGUUGCUGAUAGUGAGUGGAAAAUGAGUAAAAUUGGAAGACAAAGCGAUACAGAGAAGAGGAUGUGAAGAGGAACAAAACGCGCCGUGAUACGACGCGACGAAGAUGAGAUCGGAAACUGUCUUCUGCCUGCUCUCGUUACUGAUUCUGUCGCUCAAUGAUCCUUCGUGGACUUCCGAAAUCAAAGGAUGCAAUCGUACCAUCAGAGAUUCCGUCGGCUGGAUUCGCUGGACAGGACGAAUGGGUCGAUGCAUUGUGCGCAUCAGAGCGCCACUUAGAGAUCCGCAGGUAAUCGAGGUGAAAGUCAGAAGACUACAGGUGGGCUUUCUGAAGGAGGCCCGGUGCGAGGGAGCCUAUUUUCAGUUUUCAGAUAGCGCUGACGAUUCCGACGACGAGACAGGUCGAUAUUGCGGCCACGUGACCGGAAAUAGUACCAAGCUAUUUCUGCGUCGCGGUCCCGAUCUAACGAUCACUCUGUCGUCGGACGCUCAGUUUGCCUCGGCGAAUCCGGUCAUCUUUUCCGCUCAAUUCUCCGUCCUUCCGGUUCGCUUGGCAAUCGAACGUCACCGCGGUUACUCCGCUUCCUCGUCGCCAACAUGCCCCGUGGAAUGUAUCGUACGCAACGAGCGCAGAUUCUGCAGAUUGUCGUCGCCGGAUUACCCCAGCGUCUAUCCACGCGGGAUUAGAUGCAGAAUCGCUCUAGAGUCGAGCGCCGGUCGGUUCAGAAUAGGCGGUCAUCCGGAAGAUGUUUUCGAUUUGAUGAACUACACCGAUCAGGAUAGCUGUCAGACAGAAAAUUGCGAAGACUCUUUCGAACUCAAAGGAAUCGAACAAUUGUUGUACGCGGGUCUUGGAAGAGUCGCAAGAAGUCAGAAUCUCAUCAAAGCGAACGACGAAUCUAUUAUUCUGGACGAUCGGUUGGGAAACAAUCACGGCAGUCGAAUCCCCGUGAUUGAACACACCGAAAAAACGAGCGAACAAUUAACGAGACGGCGGCACUACUACGAGAAAAAGUCGAUACAGCGGCACCGAGGAAAGCAAUAUCAUUCCGAAGAGUCACUGUACGGAUCCGGCACAAGCGAGCCGAGACUUCGCAUAAAACCCGUAGGUUCGAAGAUAACGAGAAAGGAUCAGCGAAGGGUCGUGCCGAAACGUUAUCCCAAUGGCGACACUGAAAGACCAAGCGAAAUCUUUGGCAACACGAUGGCGUCGACACGCAAAUAUCUCUGGGAUGAUCGAUCGUCGAGAAACGUCACGUGCGGCGGUGGCGAUUAUCUCGUGCUUCUGGAAAACGUGAACGGAAAGAUCCUCGAGAUCACCAAGUUUUGCGGAAGCGGCCGGGUGCCGCGCAUCUAUUCGCGGGGAAGAAACGUGAUCCUGGAGUUUUUUGCUCGCAAGGACGGCACGGUUACGCACAACGGAUUUCAGGUGACUCUGCAGGAGGAGCGUGUCUCGCAGGAGAUGAGACACGCGAAUUGCGCGUUUGUGUACAGGAGUUCCGAGCGCAAUAGCAAGGAAAACAUCAAAUCCCCACGGAGCUGGUAUCCGCCCAAUACCGUGUGUACCUACAAGUUCUUCGGUAGAACCACGGAAAGGGUAUCCAUCCAUCUCAAGAUUCUCAGAAACGAGUUCGAGCACGAGAAGCCGGAAGCUAAGCAAAACUUCAGUCUGAAUCAUUGCCCGGGCAAUGAAAUCACCGUUUAUAACGGAGUACAGACAAAUGGCAGCUUUCUGAUAUGGUCUUACUGUGAUGCGUCUCACUGGGACAUCAACAACAUCCAAGUACCUUUGACGUCUAGUGGAAACGAAUUAUUGAUCCGGUACACCAGCGCCAAGGGGUCCUACGAUGGUCAGGGAUUCACUUAUGUCAUAUCCUACCGAUUUGUCAAGAAAGAACAAAAUUUUAUUGGCACAAGACACAAGCACAGAUCUAUAUCUUUGAAACCCGUCAAUCUGUCGUCUCUUAAUCUAAACGGCACCGACAACUACAAUUGCGAUAACAAAAUUGACUCUUUCAAAAACUGGUUUGCAAUUUUAGUGGUUUUCGGUAUUGUGUCUUUUAUCGGAGCCGUCGUCACGAUAGCCACUCUAACUGCCAAAUGUUUAAAGAUCAAAUCUUCCGAGAAGAAACUCUUGCAAACCACAAAACAGUGAGAGAUAUAUCACGAGAAGAUUUUUUUUUAUUUCUUUGUCAUUUAUUAAUACUGUUGAUAUAAAUAAAAAACGACGAAAUAUCUCAGGAGUUUAUUUGCGAACGAAUGAUAUUUGGGGUGUGACUUUGUGAGGUGAAUUUUUGUGCAAAAAUCCGGCCAAAAAUAGAACAAGGUCCCACCGAGACUUGAACUCGGAUCGCUGGAUUCAGAGUCCAGAGUGAUAACCAUUACACCAUGGGACCUCGAUUGUUUUUCUCUACCAACUAUUAAAUAGCACAUGUAAAUACUUGGGAAAAAUUUUUUUUUGUACAAACGUCACGCGACAUUGAGACGAUUUUAUAAAAUUAGUUGAUUAAAACUCGUUUAAUAUCAUUUGUUCGCUUUUCCGCAGAAUGUAUUGACUGUGAAAUAAAGUU
This is a messenger RNA of Pseudomyrmex gracilis, 3000 nucleotides long. RefSeq lists its product as uncharacterized. Bases 537 to 2585 code for a protein of 682 amino acids. Lineage: Eukaryota; Metazoa; Arthropoda; Insecta; Hymenoptera; Formicidae. The transcript is spliced from 8 exons. Gene Ontology annotation, cellular component: plasma membrane. The record is from RefSeq and is a predicted model, not a curated record.